This is a messenger RNA of Colletotrichum incanum, 1104 nucleotides long. The record is from the annotation of a GenBank genome assembly. Lineage: Eukaryota; Fungi; Ascomycota; Sordariomycetes; Glomerellales; Glomerellaceae.
AUGAACUGUGGCACUCCUCACAUCGGUGAGUGGUCGUCUGAAUCGCGAAGCCUACCCCAAGCGGGCCUUCCUCAGGGGUCGCCAUUGUCUCCGAUACUGUUCCUCUUCUUCAACGCAGAUCUAGUGCAGAGACGCAUUGACAGCAACGGAGGAGCGAUGGCCUUUGUCGACGACUUUACAGCUUGGGUCACGGGGAAGACGGCUCAAGAUAACCGCAAAGGCAUCGAAUCGAUCAUACGAGACGCCAUCGAUUGGGAAAGGAGGAGCGGCGCGACGUUCGAGGCCGAGAAGACGGCCAUCAUCCACUUUACCCGCAAUAACCACAAGUCUGACCCGGAACCGUACAUCAUCAAAGGACGACCCGUUCAACCGAAGAAUCACACCAAGAUCCUGGGGGUCAUCAUCGACACUCGACUUAAGUACAAGGAGCACAUAGCGAGGGCAUCGUCAAAGGGCCUCAAAGCAGCUCUCGAACUACAGCGACUUAGGGGCCUGUCGCCGGCAACAGCGCGACAGCUGUUUACAGCAACAGUCGCACCGGUAGUGGACUACGCUUCGAACGUGUGGAUGCACCGGUACAAGGACAAACUCAUGGGACCGAUCAACAGAGUACAGAGGGUAUCGGCCAAGGCGAUCGUCGGCACGUUUCUCACCGUUGCGGCGAGUGUAGCAGAAGCCGAGGCCCACAUACCCACGGCGAAAGAGCGCUUCUGGAGGAAAGCAGUCAAGAUGUGGACGGACAUCCACACGCUACCGGAGACGAAUCCCCUCCGUAGGAUGACGUCCAAGAUGCGGAAGUUCCGGAAUGCCCACCGCUCGCCGCUCUUUCAAGUGGCCGAGGCUCUGAAGGACAUACCGAUGGAAAGGAUCGAAACCGUCAACGCGCUUACGCUGCUACCAUGGGAAGACAGACUUCAAGUCAAAAUCGGCGAGGAAGAGACAACAGUGCUCGAGACAACGGUUCUCGAGACAACCAGCACGGUUCGUGUGGCGGUCAGCAGCUCAGUGAGAGGGGGCAUGGUAGGUAUCGGCGGUGCCGUUCAGAAACGGCCGGGGUUGCAAGCCGACCCCGAACCUGAGCAUUUCUCCUUCACAUUAGGCUUA